GGGAGAGAAAGGGAUGGGAGGAGGUGCGACUCCAAGGGCUUCUUUGUUGGGCUGGCUGGCUCUCUUUUCUGGCGUCCCACAACUCCAGCUUUGGAGCCGGGCCACCGAACAUCCUGUUUUCCUGCAACUUGCCUCAUCCCUUGUUUGCCUCUCUUUCUCCCCUCUUUUCCCCCCCGCUCUGCGGCCACCCACGGCUCACGCCUCAAAGGCUGCGGAGAAGUUAUCAUCCACACCAUUGCUCUGGGAGGCUUCUCAGGAGGAGCUGCGUUUUGGAUAAGGAUGGAUGGAGCCCUGAAGACUCCCUGAAAAGGUAGUCUGAGGACAUCGGGUAGGUUGUCCAAGAUGGCGGAUCUCCCAGAAAAGAUGGUCCUGAACGUGGGAGGGGUCCGCUUUGAGACCUCCCGCAGCACCUUGAGGGCCUUCCCCAGGACCAAGCUGCACAGCCUCACCGAAGCCGAGGCCUCCGCGGCCUUUGACUACGACCCCAGCGCCAGGGAGUUCUUCUUCGACCGAAGCCCCCGGCUCUUCCGACAAGUGCUGAGCUACUGCCGGACCAGGCACCUCCACUGCCCAGCGGACAUCUGCAGGUCCGCCUUGGAGGAGGAACUGGCCUUCUGGGAAAUCACGGUCUCCCAGUUGCCCAACUGUUGCUGGACCAGGCUCAGCAGGAUGGAGGACCCACCAGAAGACUGGGAGGACUUUGGGGAGGCGGAGGAGGCCAAUGACAGCCAGGGCCUUCUGAGCCAAGUGGAGGGAACGAGCCGAGUGGAGGGAAUGACCCACCGGAAGCUCCAAAUAUGGACCCUCCUGGAAAAGCCCCACUCUUCCCGGUGGGCCAUGAGCUUGGCCGUCCUUUCCCUGCUCCUCAACAUCGGGCUCAUCAUCUUGGCCAACGUAGACACCACAAGCCACUUUGUAGUCUUCAAUGAAGCAUGGUCACACAGCCCGGAAGACACACAACAACCCUUUAAUGAAACCUCCCACGUCCCCCACCUGCACCACUGGGCCUUUUGGCACAAGGAAGCCACUCCUCUCCUCUACCUGGAGCUCUUCUUCAUCCUCUUAUUCGCCUGCGAAUUCGUCCUUCGGCUGGUCAUCUGCCCCAGCAAGAAGAAGUUCCUCCGGAGGCCUUUGAACGUGGUGGACUUCCUCUGCCUCCUCCCGGUCCUCAUCGAACUCCUCUCGGCGGGGCAUCCUUCCAACAACACGUCCCUCGUCGCCUGGCUUGGUCUGUUCCGCAUCGUCUACGUCCUCAAGCUCCUGAAGGUCUUCCGGCUGGUGGAGACCCCUCUGAUGCUGAGGGUCCUGCCUGGCCUGGCCAAGGCGAUCCUGAAGGAGGUCUUCCUCUUCGCGGUGGUGUUCGUCUUCCAGGUCCUCUUCUUCGGCUCGCUCUGCUAUUACGCAGAGAUGGGCAAUCCCCAUGUUCACAUGGAGGAAAUCACCUCUGGCCUUUGGUGGGCCUUGAUCACCUUGACCACCGUUGGGUACGGAGACGUGUGCCCUGUGACCACGUUUGGGCAAGUGGUGGGGGCCAUCACAGCCAUCACAGGGGUCCUCUCCCUCAUCGUCCUGACAGCCGUCUUGAUCAUCAAGCUCAAGGGCUUUUAUGAAGCUGCGGUGGCCAAGGAGACCAGGAAGAGGACCAAGAGGCAGGCUGCCUGAAGGCCACCGAGAACAAGAAGACACUUCCCUGAAGACGUCUCUUUGGCCAACACAAGUGGUGAAGACCUCUCUCCUGACAUCCGUUCCUUGUUUUGGACAUCCAGUGGUUGAUACUGUAUUUACUCGAAUCUGAUGCUAACCUUUUUUGGCUGAAUCCAAGAGGAAGGGGUGGAUCUCCCAAAAGUCAACACCUUCAAGCAUCUUGGGUUGACGAUAACUUCAGAUGGCAACCUUUCUGACAAAGGGUGUCUGGUAGGAAGCAGAUGCCAGAUCACCUGAAAUCAAAAAUCUAUCCAACUAUCGUAAGGCCUUGUGUUGUCGAAGGCUUUCAUAGCUGGGAUCACAGGGUUGUUGUAUGUUUUCUGGGCUGUAUGGCCAUGUUCCAGAAGUAUUCUCUCCUGACAAGGUUGUGAGAUAUCUGGAGAAACUAAGCAAGGAAGGUCUAUAUAUCUCUGUGGAAAGUCCAGGGUGAGAGAAGAACUCUUUGUCAGUUGGAGGCAAGUGUGAAUGUUGUAGUUAAUCACCUUAAUUAGCAUUAAAAAGCUUCAUCUCCUGGCUUUUCCUGCCUGGGGGCAUCCUUUGUUCAGAGUCAUUAGCUGCCCCUGGCAGAGUGUUGCUUCAAUGCUAAUUCAAUGCUAAUUAGGGUGAUUAACUACAGCAUUCACACUGGCCUACAACUGACAUAGAGGUUUUUUUUUCUCACACCCUGGACUUUCCACAGAUAAAUAAACCCCUCUUGCCUAGUUUCCAACAGACCUCACAACCUCUGAGGAUGCCUGCCAUAGAUGUGGGCGAAACGUCAGGAGGGAAUACUUCUGGAACAUGGCCAUACAGCCCGGAAAACAUACAACAAACCUGUGAUCCCGGCCAUGAAAGCCUUCAACAACACAGUGUUGCUUCUUAUUUACUGUUCAGGGCCGCCAACAACAUACGAUAUCAGUAUUCGAUGCUCUAUCAUGCAGACAACUAAUGAACAAGACAUACCAUAAAUUGAAAAACAACACAUUCAACAUCAAAAAAUAAUGAGACAUUAUCAAUAUUCUGAAACUAUUCUCCAAAGAGCCUCUCUGAAUAAGAAUAAGCAGCAAGAUGGACUUUCCCUGGUAAUUUUUCGAUACAGACAAUCCCCCUUUUCCCCAAUAGAGGGCGCCCUCAAACAGGAAAACAUGUAUCUCUGAAAUGCAACACUGUAUUAAGGCUUCUGCGCAUAAGUGCUCAUCUACAGAAUACAUUAAAUAACUUCUUUUUUUUUGUCCUGCUUUCAGGCUAAGUUGCAUUUUUCUACCCAACAGUUUGUUGGGAAGUUUUCCCAGGUUCCCAAGGCGUUACCAUCACGGUCGCUUUGAAUGCCACCGUGUGAUUUAUAUGCGGAUUAUUCCUAGCUUUUCGGGGAAAUGUCUAAAUACUUAGUCAUCUGGAAGCCCAUGCGCUGCAUCUAAAUAAAUCCGGGCCUCGCUAGCAUCCCCGCGUGGGCAUCCUUUUAUGGAUAUCGGAGGCCAGAGGAGAUAAACCCGCACAUCAGGCCACACAUUUUUCUACGACGAGGCCUCCCGAAAUGUUGCAUGUUUGGUGACUACAGCACACAAAAACAUACAGUUCUGAGAAAUAUUGCAAUAUUCUUCCUCAGGUUGCAAUCUAUAUAUAUAAAAGGGUAAUGAAAUUUUGGCCUAGGACAAAACAACAAAACUACACAUCCCAGAAACACUAAACUUGGCAGCACAACCCCUCAUCCAUGCCUCUACAUUCAUACAACAAAAAGAAAAGAAAUAUAAAGUCCUAAUUAGAGGAAGAGGAAUAAUUGUUUUUAUCCAAUUGCUGCCAGUUAGAAGGCUAAGCUCCACACACUUGGUCUGCUGUCAGUUAGAAGGCUAAGCUCCACCCACUUGGUCUCCUAGCAACCCACUCAGCCCAGGGCCACUUCAAUCAGGCCUCUUCCACACUGCCUAUAAAAUACAGAUUAUCAGAUUUGAACUGGAUUAUAUGGCAGUGUAGACUCAAGGCCCUUCCACACAGCUAUAUAACCCAUUUAUAAUGGACUUAAUGUCAGGGGAAAACCUUUACCCUUUAGCUUAACUACCACCAAUUCCUCAAUACUUUAUUUCCCAGACCACCAGACUUCGCCACAGCAACGCGUGCUCGGGCACAGCUAGUCUUAACCCAUAAAUUUGGAGAAAGUCCUCCAUUGCAUGCAAAUAAAAUCACUCUGGGGUGAGAAAGGGCUUUAAUUCAAUUGCUCUGCAUGAAAAAUGUCUCCAAAUAAGGCUGCGGAAGAAAUCUACUUAGCUGUCCAUCAGAGUUUACAUAUACAUAUACAUAUAGAUACAUAUAUACAUACAUAUACAAUGACCUCCACCAACAAUGGACUGGGACCAAACGUGGCACAGAGAAUCACCAUGACCAACUGAACAUACUGCAGGCGUUAGUAGGAAUGGAUCUUGAUUUUGGGAGUUAUAGUUCACCCACAUCCAGAGAAAGUGUGACGCCCACCAACAAUGGACUGGGACCACACUUGGCACAGAGAAGCCCCAUGAACAACUGAACAUAGUGCAGGGGUUUGGGAUAAUGGACCUUGAUUUUGGGAGUUAUAGUUCACCCACAUCCAGAGAAAUGUGACGCCCACCAACAAUGGACUGGGACCACACUUGGCACAGAGAAGCCCCAUGAACAACUGAACAUAGUGCAGGGGUUUGGGAUAAUGGACCUUGAUUUUGGGAGUUAUAGUUCACCCACAUCCAGAGAAAUGUGACGCCCACCAACAAUGGACUGGGACCACACUUGGCACAGAGAAGCCCCAUGAACAACUGAACAUAAUGCAGGGGUUUGGGAUAAUGGACCUUGAUUUUGGGAGUUAUAGUUCACCAACAUCCAGAGAAAUCAUGACCCCCACCGACAAUGAACUAGGACCAGACUUGACACAGAGAAGCCCCACAACCAAUUGAACAUAAUGCAGCAGUUUAGGGGAAUGGACCUUGAUUUUGGGAGUUAUAGUUCACCUACAUCCCAAGAAACUGUGACCCCUACCAACAAUGGACUGGGACCACACUUGGCACAGAGAAGCCCCAUAACCAAUUGAACAUAAUGCAGGGCUUUUGGGAUAAUGGACCUUGAUUUUGGGAGUUGUAGUUCACCAACAUCCCAAGAAACUGUGAACCCUACCGACAAUGGACUGGGACCACACUUGGCACAGAGAAGCUCCAUGACCAACUGAACAUAAUGCAAUGGUUUGAGUCCCUUCGGGUGAGAAAGGCGGGGUAAAAAUGUUGUAAAUAAAUAAAUAAAUAACGGACCUUGA
Molecule: messenger RNA, 4954 nt
Organism: Anolis carolinensis (green anole)
Lineage: Eukaryota; Metazoa; Chordata; Lepidosauria; Squamata; Anolidae
Product: potassium voltage-gated channel subfamily C member 1
Exons: 3
Coding region: 343-1662 (439 amino acids)
Biological process (GO): protein homooligomerization; potassium ion transmembrane transport
Cellular component (GO): postsynaptic membrane; axon terminus; dendrite membrane
Molecular function (GO): protein binding; delayed rectifier potassium channel activity
Source: RefSeq, a predicted model, not a curated record